Messenger RNA from Amoebophrya sp. A25, 1501 nucleotides. The record is from the annotation of a GenBank genome assembly. Lineage: Eukaryota; Dinophyceae; Syndiniales; Amoebophryaceae.
CUACGAAGUGCGAGUUUGCGUUGGUCAGAAGAAGGGAGGCGGUUUCAAGUUUGAGGGCAAACAGAUUCCAGUGAAAACAGGACCGCACACGUCAGCGCACAGCACAGAACACAACAGCUGGCAAUUUGUGCCGUCGAGUGAGCAAGCAGCCUAUGCAGCGACGGGAUCGGACAGCAACCCACUCCCAUUGGUGCUGCCGCACCUCAAGAAAACGGAACCACGGGAUUUACUUGCGAAAUGGAGUGAGAAAGAAGAUACCAACCUGGGAAAAUACGACUUCAUGCUAGAUGGAGGAAAGAAGUCCUUACGAACAGACAUACGGAUGGACUACACAGUGGCGAAAAAGAAGGACGAACCCGACGACUUAAUGUCGCAGUUGCAAGACGUACAGACUUCAUGUCCUAUAGGUCGUGUGUCGCUUCUCUUCCAUGUUCAUGGUUUUCGUAGGAUGCUUUUUCGUCACUACUUUGUCAUCAACAUUCCCAUAUCAAUGCGCUGGUUUAUUUCAUGAACGACAAUUUUGAACGCACCGACUUCAACAGGCAAAAGGCAUGUGCUGUGGUGGCGAUACAGUGGACGUAGGUGGCAAGCCCGAGGAACAGUAUAGCCACGAAACCCUGGCAUUUUACCAACGUGUCUACUGCGAGGAAGCCAAAUAUGCACCGCAUACAUGUGCCACGAGCAUCGGUAUUGGAAAGCAACCGAUUGUUCCCAAAUUCGACCGAAAAGUCGCCGGUGCGGGAGCGCAGGAAGAGAGGGAUACAAAGUUAUGCGCGGCUCUUGGUUGAGGAAUGUGAACGACAACAACAUGUUGCUUGCUUUGAAAAGCUAGUUUUGCAUUCGUCGAGGUGUAAGUAAAGUACAUCAUAGUCGGAUGUUUUAUUGUACUCACAAGCUGCUGCUCUAAACUUAGACCUUGACAACGUGGACAAUCCCUGGUACCGAGAUCCCACAUUUGAUCAGAAGUAUUGUCGGCGCGUGCUCCACCUGCCCAUUCCCGAGAAACUGUCUCUGCUAGACGCAGACGGCAAGAAAAUCUUGGCACCACUGAAUCAUGUGAACAAAAUCGUGCUCCGUGGUGCUGGUACGUGCAGUCGCGGACAGUCGCAGGUAUUUCUGGUAUUGCGUCAGAGCUCCCGCAGUUUGAAGCUGUUCUUCGACGUAGCAGGGGACAGCUACUACGUGAAGUCUCUUCUCGCGAAGCUGAAGGAUAACCCGACUCCGGGACAACAGGCCAUCGAGCGCACGGUGACAGGACUAAUGAACGAGUUGUGGGAGACAACGCGGGCGCUAGGCGGGCAGCCGAUUACGGAUCAAUUCGUUAGCAUCGAGAAGUGGAAGAUCAGCCCAGGCAACUUCUUUUCUGGCGCCAAGUUAUCCGUUGUAGUCGACGUGGACCUGGACAAGAGCGGCUUUGUCGAGCAGGGAACCGAAGCGCAGUACGACCAGAAAACGAAGGAUCUGGUCGCGCACGUCUCGAAGGCGUUUGCGGAGGACAAGG